This is a messenger RNA of Phlebotomus papatasi, 342 nucleotides long. RefSeq lists its product as uncharacterized. The record is from RefSeq and is a predicted model, not a curated record. The transcript is spliced from 2 exons. Bases 1 to 342 code for a protein of 113 amino acids. Lineage: Eukaryota; Metazoa; Arthropoda; Insecta; Diptera; Psychodidae.
AUGUUUUACUACGAAACCCUCUUUGUUUGUAUACCCUUUAUGUGUUCAAUCAUCAUCCUCUGCAUCAUCUGCUGCAAUUCCUUCCAGGAGGAAUCACAAUCUCAUUCGAGUGACUCAACUGAGAAUCAGCCCCUCAGGAGGGAGACUCAACAUCUAUCUACUUACAAUAGAUCUCUGGACAUUUUUGCUCCAUCUGCUUCCAUCCAAGAGGAUGAAGAUCUUACGACGAUACUCACACCAAUGCUAACCAGGGAUUCCAAGGCCCCAGUGUACGAAAUAGAUCCACCUACUUAUGAACAAGUAAUGGAGAAUGAAGCUCUCUACCAUCAAAGCAGUAAAUGA